Molecule: messenger RNA, 680 nt
Organism: Prosopis cineraria
Lineage: Eukaryota; Viridiplantae; Streptophyta; Magnoliopsida; Fabales; Fabaceae
Exons: 4
Coding region: 190-654 (154 amino acids)
Source: RefSeq, a predicted model, not a curated record
CCUCCGGACCCCCCCUUCCUUUCCUUUCCUUCUUAUCCCCCUCCCAACAUUAUUCUGCGGUGCCAGUGCCCUGCUUUCGCAAGCCCCCAGUUUUAGGGCUUUGCUAAUGUUUUUCCCUUGAAAAUUAAGGGAUAUUAUUUUUGGGCGAUACAUAUUGAGUGAACAUCAGUGUCUUCGAUUUUUCACUCAAUGGAGGGCACGGCCAGUGUAGCCACUGCCACCGCCACUCGGGGCUCUUCUUUCCAGAUGCCAUUGUCCCGGCAGGAGUGGCGCGCUGUUGCGGAGCAUCAUCUAGCUGGAAACCCAGACGACAAGGAGUUAGAACAAAGAAAGUUGGGGCAAUCAGAUGAAAGAACCAUAUAUGAGGUGCAGCAAGGAAGACAGCCCCUUGAUGUUGAUUUCUGUUCGGUGACAGUGGAUGGGACAUUAGACAAUGAUAUAUUGCAGCAACGAAUUCAGGAUGUUGCUAGACAAAGGGAGGAGUUAGAACGCAUCGAGGUUGAGAUUAGAGCUCAAAUGAUUGCAAGAACUGAGAUAAUUGAAAUGCAAAAUAGCUUUGAUGCUCAACUCAAGGAACAUUCUAAUGCUGCCUGCAAGCUUCAGGAGCAACUCCGUGAAAGGGAUCAUACAGUACAUGAGCUGGAAGGAAAUUGAAGAGAAAGACAGAGAACUGCAUGCUA